AGUCAAGUUAUUGAACUUUUACAUUAAUAUUUCAUGGAUGUGUUCUGGAUAUGUAAUUAAAUAAUAAUUCAUACAAACACUAAUAUAAUCAUAAAUUCAUGUUCAAUGUAUAAUAAUAUUGAAAAAAUUACAUGUUAAAGUGCAUGAUAAUUUUUUCAUAGUAUAAUCAUUUAUUUUGAACAUAGCAUACUAGAAUACUUUAAAUUAAUUCUAUUUUGAUUAUUUUAACUAAUGUUAUGUUGUUAUAAAUUUUGUUUUUUUUAAUACCAUUAAAGGUGGACUGCAACUUACUAAGCUUACUGACUUUCUGGAGAUUCUUGUUUGAUGUAAGCUAUGGCGGAAGGAUCAGUGACCUUUUCGCUUAUGAAGCUUACCGACUUCCUGGAAAGAGAAGGUAGACUACUACUUGGAGUUCACGGGCAGGCCGAGUAUAUCUACGAUGAACUGGAGUUUAUGAAGGCUUUUCUAAGAGUUGCUGAUACGAUGGAGGAGUAUGAUGAAAUACUCAAGGUGCUCGUGAACAAAGUAAGAGUUGUUGCAUUUGAGAUGGAAGAUGCUCUCGACGACUUCAAGCUGCGAGUUGCAAAUGACUAUGGACGUGGGUACUAUGCAUCGCUCCAGAAAGCCUGCCACUUUGUCAGGUUCUUAACAGCUCGACAUCAGAUUGCUUCGAGGAUGCGGCACAUCAAAUCUAGAGUGAAAAAUGUUGCAGAAUCACACCGAAGAUACCUCAACAAAAACAAUAUAAUGGAGCAAGGCUCUAGCUCCACCAGCGCGAUGCACUUAGCCAGAAGAGGAGAUGCCCUUCUGCUUGAAGAUGCUGAUCUGGUUGGAAUCGAAGAGCCAAAGAGGCAGCUUAUCAAAUGGCUGGUUGGAGGCAAAUCUGAACGUGAGAUGGUAUCAGUCACCGGGAUGGGUGGUGCUGGAAAGACGACAUUGACAAAGAAGGUGUAUGAUGAUGCAGAUGUGAAGAAACACUUCAAAUUCUGUGUUUGGAUCACUCUCUCUCCACACUUAAUGAUGGACGAUGUGUUGAAGGAUGUGAUUCAACAGCUAUUCCUCAUCCUGAGGAAGCCAAAGCCUCCCGGGAUGGACAGCAUGGACCACAACAAGCUGCGUGCAAUGAUCAGUCGAUUCCUUCGGAAGAGGAGGUACCUUAUCGUGCUGGAUGAUGUGUGGCAUUCACAUUCUUGGGAAGCUCUUGAACAUGCAUUGCCAAAUAACAACUUUGGCAGCAGAAUAUUGCUGACAACACGUAAUACCGAGGUUGCCUCCACUUUGUGCAUAGAUUCACUUGAUAAAGUUUUUGAACUGAAUUCAUUAUCUGCAGAAGAGUCAUGGACUUUGUUCUGCAAGAAGACGUUCCGGAUCAGGACAUGCCCACCACAUUUGAAAAUAGUUGCAGAGAAAAUCAUGCACAGAUGUGAAGGGUUGCCACUUGCCAUUGUUGCAAUCAGUGGUGUUCUUGCUACGAAGGAUGUUAGUCGUAUUGAUGAAUGGGAAAUGGUAUACCGCAGCCUUGCUGCUGAACUCGAAGACAACAACAAACUAAGGAGUGCAACAAGAAUCCUUUCACUCAGUUACAGUGAUCUACCUUUCCACCUCAAGUCCUGCCUGCUCUACUUCAGCAUAUUUCCUCCAGGUACUCCUAUUAAUAACCGGAGACUCAUUCGGUUGUUCAUAGCUGAAGGCUUUAUGAAGGCAAAAGAAGGAAUGGCGCUAGAGGAAGUAGCAGAGGACUGUCUCCAGGAGCUCAGAAAAAGGAGCUUGCUCCAAGUGGUGAAAGCUAGCCCGGAUGGAAGGGUAAAAAGUUGUCGCAUCCAUGAUCUUCUUCGUGAGAUCAUCAUCUUGAAGUCGAGGGAACAAGACUUUGCAGCUAUAGUCAAGGAAGAAAAUUUGGGAUUCCCCGAGAAGGUCCGUCGUCUAUCGAUACAGAAUGUGACUCCAAAUAUAACAAGGAAAGUGUACAUUGACUCUAAACUACGGUCAUUGCUCAUGUUCUGGUGCCUAGACUCCUCUUCAACUAAACCGUCAAUACCUGCUUUAUCUUCAAGCCGCCUGAGGUUGCUCAAUGUGUUGGAUUUGGAAGGAGCUCCUUUGGAGGAAUUUCCAUCUCAGAUUGUCGGCCUUCGCCUUCUAAAGUACCUGAGUUUGAGGCACACCAUGGUGGAUCGCAUUCCAAGUUCAAUUGGCAAACUUCAAAACCUUGAGACGUUGGACUUGAAGCAUACAAAGGUCACUGAACUGCCAGCUGGAAUUCUGAAGCUCCGGAAGAUAUCCCACCUGCUCGUAUAUUUUUACGAAAUGGAAGCAGACAAUUUCAUUAAAACCAAAUAUGGGUUUAAGGCCCCUUGUCAUAUAGGAUGUUUGCACUCCCUACACAGGCUUUCUCUGCUAGACGCAAAGCACUGCGAUGGCACUCUGAUGUUAGAGGUUGGAAAGUUGACUCAGUUGAGAAGGUUGGGGAUCUUAAACCUCAAGAUGGCUGAUGGCAAGACACUUUGCUCUUCCCUCGAGAAAUUGAUCAAUCUCCGUGCAUUGUCACUGAACUCAGACGAUUCUGAGGUCAUCGACAUGGAGUAUCUCAGAAAUCCUCCUCCGCUUCUGCAACGACUAUACUUGGCAGGGUGUUUAAAGAAGUUACCCGAAUGGCUAUCAACCGUUGAUAGUUUGGUCACAUUGGUUCUGAAAUGGAGCCGAUUACAUGACGAUCCAUCUGAAGCCCUCCAACAUUUGCCAAACUUAGUACACCUCGAACUAAUCCAGGUGUAUGAUGGAGAAGCGAUGUGUUUUCAAGCUAACGGGUUCCCAAGGCUGAAGCUUUUGGCCCUAAACAAUUUGGAGAGGCUUAAUACUAUCACAGUGGAGAAAGGAGCCAUGCCUCGUCUUGAAAAGCUGGUAGUUCAGAGCUGCAAAUCAUUGCAGCGAGUACCACAGGGCAUUCGACACUUGACCGAGUUGAAAGUCCUUGAGUUCUUCGACAUGCCUAGGGAGUUUGUUAUGAUGUUGCAUCCUAACGGACAAGUAAGCAACAACAUACAAAGAUCAUCAUCAUCAUCGAGCUUCGAGUGCCGGGUGGAUUGGAGUUGGAGGAACCUGUGCUUGCUCAGGCUAGGCACUCCGACAUCAACACUGCUACAGUUUAGCCUCCAGAAGCUACUCGUUGACUGUUGCUUGUUGCUGAAGAAAGUGCCUUUCAGAAUGUAUCGAGGUAAGCCUGGAGUCGAUAGCGAUGACUAUAAGAAGGUUCAACACAUUCCUGAAGUUUACUGCACGUAUCAGACCGAAGGGAACUGGGAUGCUUACAGGGUGGACAGCAUUGGAAGGGCGAAAUGCUUCGAGGAAGAACCGAUGGAGAUACGCGAUUAUGAGUGGAAACUCUGAUUGUUUCUGUGUGUUUGUUUAGUUUUCAUGGUUGUGAAUUGUUCCCUAUAUACUAAUGUGAUGAUCUUUAUAUAAUUAUGCCUGUCAUUUGUAGAGCUUAUGUCUGAAGUUCUGGUCUUGUUAAGAUAGUUCCAUGCACAUGGUGUUCAAGAAUAAGGAUGGCUGGUGAUUUAGAUAUAAUUAUCAUUACUGUUUGUGUGUAUUAUAGUGUAAUUGUAUCAUUUCAGUAUAUGAAUGUACAACGAUAAUUUUAGUUCAAGGACUUAAACUAGUACAUUAUAAGGAUUUGGUCACCGAAGCGUCAAUUUGUCAUGUUGAAGCCAAAGGUAGCGUAUUAUGAAUGAUCUUUUGUCAUUUUGUGAUCAGCUUUAAAAGUUUUCUUGGUUCAAUAAGGUUUCCCUCUUGAACUAAAUGGUAGGCUACGGGAUCGGAAUAGUGAGGUUUAGAAUGCACCAUGUUGAUUCCUUAUGGAUCUUUCCAGCAGAAUCGAGAUAUCUGUGCGAGAAUAAUCUUAACUUCCUUGAUGAAUUUACGCUCUAUGCUUCCGGUGCUUGAUCUUUGAAGAACUUGUAGUAUGUUGAUAAUUUUGUUGUUAGCUUUUUUUGAUAAAAAAUUAUGUUGUUUGCUUGGUUAUACACUGAAUGGUGUCCCAACUCAAGCUGAAUGUGAUCGACAUUGAUAUUGUUUUCAUGGGGUACUCUUUCCUCUAUGCUGGUUCAUGUUCGGUAAGCCUGUUCUUGUUGUUUCUACAUGAUAGCUGAGGAAAAUCCAACUUGAUGAUGGUGUGGUGAUAGAUAUAACCCUAGAGAAAAUGAAUGGCCAAAGUGGUUAUGUACCGGCGACUUAUAUUCCAUUGGGACAAUCGGAUUCUGAACCAGAGAAUGUUCCACUAGCCAAGGCAGAAAAUCAUGCUCCUCGUUCUCAAUUCGUGGGUGAUAGACCAACAAGGUGGUCAUCUGGAAUCUGUGCUUGUGGUGAUGAUACACCGAGCUGUAUGCUACUUUCUGCCUUCUGACCUUUGAUAUAUUAGAAUCAAAGUGCAUAAAAGUGCUUGAUAAUUUUGGGUCAAAAUGUUUGUCUUGUUUUCUUUUUGGUCCUAAUCAAUUGCUUUAGUUUUAAGGGGAAAGUAAUUGGAUGGAAAUGGAGGCUCCAGUAUCCUGAAUAACCAUUUAUUUUCAUUGUCUUAGUCAAACAUAGGGAAGUUCUGGAGCUUGCUAGUCAGGUUUGUAAUUACUAGUAUGAUGGAGAUAUCCGAUAAAAUAUAGCUACAAAUAGUCUUGGUUAUUGUUUACGACGACAUUAUGUGAUGUUGUCAAAAUAUCAGCAUGUUUUGUGUGCAACUUGUCUGCAACUGCAGGCAUGGUAUAUGAUUUUUCGGGUGCUCUUGGAGAAAGCACAUGAUAUUCUAAACACACUUUUGGGCUCUGGUGCAGAAAAAGCAGAAAUUCAGUUGGGUUCGGACUUCGGAUAUAGAAAGUCAUUUGCAUUUCUGUAUAUUUCUUGUUUUGGCAUGGUCCUAGUUUGUUUGUCUCUCUCUCUCUUCUGAUUUAUAUGUUUCCCAGUUUCGCAUAGGACCAGCAACUGCUAUGGCAAGUGGCAUGGAUAAAUUUCCAAAUGUGCUUGUUCUAUGUAUCUGAUGUAUAAACAUUGACUUGUCGAGGCAUUGGUAAAGGGAACUAGGACGUUGUCUAACCAAAACCUUCAGUGUUUAAUCAGCUAUUAGUAAAUUGUUCUUUGAAUU
Linum trigynum is the source of this 5125-nucleotide messenger RNA. NCBI's taxonomy places the organism in Eukaryota, Viridiplantae, Streptophyta, Magnoliopsida, Malpighiales, Linaceae. The record is from the annotation of a GenBank genome assembly.